GAGGCCGGGAGGGCGGGGGCCGCGGCUGGGAGCCGAGGGCUCAGGAGAGCGCAGGGCAGGGAAGUGAGUUGGUGCGCGCGGGGGUGCGCGCGUGCGAGUGUGUGUGCGCGUGUGCACGCGCGUGUGCAGGGCCGGGGGCGGGCUCCGGCCCCGCUCCCUCCUCCCGCCCGCGCCCCGCGCUCCGUCGCCAACUCGGAGCCCCGGCGCGGCGGGCGGCGGGCAGCAUGCUGAGCCUCCUCGUCUGGAUCCUCACUCUCUCCGACACUUUCUCCCAAGGGACCCAGACCCGCUUCAGCCAGGAGCCGGCCGACCAGACUGUGGUGGCAGGACAGCGGGCCGUGCUCCCCUGCGUGCUGCUCAACUACUCGGGCAUCGUGCAAUGGACCAAGGAUGGGCUGGCGCUGGGCAUGGGCCAGGGCCUCAAAGCCUGGCCGCGGUACCGGGUCGUGGGCUCUGCGGAUGCCGGGCAGUACAACCUGGAGAUCACGGACGCCGAGCUGUCUGAUGACGCCUCCUACGAGUGCCAGGCCACGGAGGCCGCCCUGCGCUCGCGGCGGGCCAAGCUCACCGUGCUCAUCCCCCCAGAGGACACCAGGAUCGACGGCGGCCCUGUGAUUCUGCUGCAAGCGGGCACCCCCCACAACCUCACGUGCCGAGCUUUCAACGCCAAGCCGGCCGCCACCAUCAUCUGGUUCCGGGAUGGGACGCAGCAGGAGGGCGCUGUGGCCAGCACGGAACUGCUGAAGGAUGGGAAGAGGGAGACCACCAUCAGCCAGUUGCUCAUUAACCCCACAGACCUGGACAUUGGGCGUGUCUUCACCUGCCGCAGCGUGAACGAGGCCACCCCGACUGGCAAGGAGACUUCCAUCGAGCUCGACGUGCACCACCCUCCCACGGUGACCCUGUCCAUUGAGCCACAGACGGUACAGGAGGGGGAGCGCGUUGUCUUCACUUGCCAGGCCACAGCCAACCCUGAGAUCCUGGGCUACAGGUGGGCCAAGGGCGGCUUCUUGAUUGAAGAUGCCCACGAGAGUCGCUAUGAGACAAAUGUUGACUAUUCCUUCUUCACGGAGCCUGUGUCCUGUGAGGUUCACAACAAAGUGGGGAGCACCAAUGUCAGCACCUUAGUAAAUGUUCACUUUGCCCCCCGGAUCGUAGUUGACCCCAAACCCACGACCACAGAUAUUGGCUCUGAUGUGACCCUCACCUGUGUCUGGGUGGGGAAUCCCCCCCUCACCCUCACCUGGACCAAAAAGGAUUCAAACAUGGGGCCCAGGCCUCCUGGCUCCCCACCCGAGGCUGCUCUCUCUGCCCAGGUCCUGAGUAACAGCAACCAGCUGCUGUUGAAGUCAGUGACCCAGGCCGAUGCGGGCACGUACACCUGCCGGGCCAUCGUGCCUCGGAUCGGUGUGGCCGAGAGGGAGGUGCCGCUUUACGUGAACGGGCCCCCCAUUAUCUCCAGCGAGGCGGUGCAGUACGCUGUCAGGGGUGACGGGGGCAAGGUGGAGUGUUUCAUCGGGAGCACGCCGCCCCCAGACCGCAUUGCCUGGGCAUGGAAGGAGAACUUCCUGGAGGUGGGGACCCUGGAGCGCUACACGGUGGAGAGGACCAACUCGGGCAGUGGGGUGCUGUCCACGCUCACCAUCAACAAUGUCAUGGAGGCAGACUUUCAGACGCAUUACAAUUGCACAGCUUGGAACAGCUUUGGGCCCGGCACAGCCAUCAUCCAGCUGGAAGAGCGAGGUCCCUGUGAGCCACCAGCCUCACCCCAGCCUCUCCUUCCCUCUGAAGAGGUGCUGCCCGUGGGCAUCAUUGCCGGGGCCACCAUCGGUUCGGGCGUCCUGCUCACAUUCUUCUUCAUCGCCUUGGUGUUCUUCCUCUACCGCCGCCGCAAAGGCAGUCGCAAGGACGUGACCCUGAGGAAGCUGGACAUCAAGGUGGAGACUGUGAACCGCGAGCCACUUACAAUGCAUUCAGACCGGGAGGAUGAUACAGCCAGCGUGUCCACUGCGACUCGGGUCAUGAAGGCCAUCUACUCGUCCUUCAAGGACGACGUGGACCUGAAGCAGGACCUGCGCUGCGACGCCAUGGACACGCGGGAGGAGUACGAGAUGAAGGACCCCACCAACGGCUACUACAACGUGCGCGCCCACGAGGACCGGCCGGCAUCGCGGGCCGUGCUCUACGCGGACUACCGCGCCCCCGGGCCCGCGCGCUUCGACGGGCGCCCGGCCUCGCGCCUCUCGCACUCGAGCGGCUACGCGCAGCUCAGCUCGUACAGCCGCGCCCCCGCGUCCGACUUCGGCCCCGAGCCCGCCGCCCCCGGGCCCGCAGCCCCCGCCGGCGCCGACUCGGCCGGCACGUUGUCCUAUGAGAACUACGACAAGUUCAACCCGCACCCCUUCCCCGCGGCGGCGGGCUACCCCACCUACCGACUGGGCUACCCCCAGGCGCCGCCGUCCGGCCUGGAGCGGACCCCGUUCGAGGCGUACGACCCGAUCGGCAAGUACGCCACGGCCACCCGCUUCUCCUACACCUCGCAGCACUCGGACUACGGGCAGCGGUUCCAGCAGCGCAUGCAGACUCACGUGUAGGCCUGGAGCCCGGCCGGGGCGCCUCUGCGGGGCAGAGGACGAGGCUCUCACAGCCGUUCCCUGAUAUUCAGGGGCGUUGCGCGUCGCUCCCGGCCCGGACCAGCCUUCCUCCGCCGCCGCCGCGGCUGCGGCAGGUGGGGAGCAGGUCUCCCGGAAACACCCCGUCCCGAGGAUGGUGCUUUGUGCAUGCCCCAGCCUCCUGGGCCUGCCCUUCCCUCUUCUUCGGGAGGACGUGUCUCUUCUGACCUGUGCUCUCGCCUGGCCCCAGCACGGGAACAGGGAAGCGAAGGUUGUGGAGAGCAGAGGGGGCACUUUUUAGCAUUCCCAUUCUGCCCCACCCCUUUGGUCUCCCCUAAGUGGACAGGGAUGUGUGACGAUGAGCAGGCGUUGGCCUAGGGGGACACGCAGUGGCGGGUGGGGGUGGCCCAGGCACAGAUAUGUGGAAACACAUUUGCCUGGCCAGCCCCUCUGCCCUCUGCAUUCACACCCCGGCAGCAUCCUUCCUUCCGCGACUGCAGAAGGGACCUUGGAUUGAUUUUAGCUGUCCACAGAACAGCCCUGGCACUGAGUUCAGAUCCGGCCCUCGUUCAGCUGGGAUUAAAGGGCCAGCUGUCCUGGCUGCUCAUCAUGGACACCUGUCUGUCAGCAGAGGAUCCAGAUCCGCCCUUUCUCUGUCCUCUGUGCAGGGCCAGCCAGUUAGAUCACGGGGUCCCCAUGCAGAAAGGAACGGUGGGGGAACCAUGUCCUGACUCACCAGCAGGAAGGCUGUGUGCCUCAAAGCAGUUUCCAGAACCCCCUCUAGAGGAACCCCUUCCCUCCUCAGCCUGCCCUGUAUCCUGGCUUUAACUCUUGAGCCCGUCUGGGGAGUGGUGGUGUGAGGGCCGGAUGCUAUAGGCUAUUUUUCAAAGACAACAAAAAACAAUGAAAACCUCAUUUGGGGAGAAAAAAAAGCUGUAGGGAAUCCCCAGCCCCAAGUCCCAGUGGGAAGGAAAGGGGGCACCUGCUCUCCUCCAGAUUCCUAGCACCGUCCAUUACUCUGAAUUUCCAAGCACUUUGAAUCCAUUUUUAAACAUUCAGGUGGUAAGACCUGUCCCCGAUGGGCUCUGACAGGCUUAGGGAGGGGGCCUGGCUCUCAAGACUGCUUGUCCUGCCCACCAGCUGGUCGGGGAGGCUACCUUCCGGGGGCAUGGGUGAUAGGCUCUUCAGACAGGUUUUGGUUUGUUAAGUGUCUUUUUUUUUCUUGGACCAAUCAAAUUCCUUCUUCCACUUUCAGUGCCUUGAGUGUCCAGCUUUGGUUGACCGGCCCUGUGUGGGGGAACACAGGGGAUGGGUAUUGCAAGCCCCAGACACGCCGUCAGGUGUUGCAGAGUUUCGGGGACGGCGGGUGAGGGGCCUGGAGAGGGAGGAAGGUGGCACGGAAGGGCACUGCAGGCAGUCACGCCCAUGCUGUCCCCACACACACAUUCCACAUGGCCAUUCUCAGCCGCCGCCUCUGACCAAAGAGAACUGUGCCCCCGCCCCAGCCUCCCCUUCCCCCGGCGGGUGGAGUCUCGGGGGCAAUCCCCAGAACGCGCUUUGCCCUCUCUCCUGGUCACCACUCAUUAGUCGUGUUUGCUUUAAUGAGUUACAUGGUCAUCAGCCACGGACCAUCACCACCCUUGCGGAUGGGUCUGUGGGGUGACAUUCCUCACCGUCCCUGCUCGUAAGGACCAGCUAAUGCCCAGGGAGAAAGUAGCUCGGUUCCAGCCUGGCAGGCUGCCUCUGCGUCCCCUUCCGCAGCGACAGGGGCAAAUCCUGGGUGUCCCUUGGGGGUGGGGGGGCAUCGUCCCGGCUCCAGCUGCAUUCCACCCCUACCCCUGGGAGCUGACCCCUCCCUACAGAGUCAUUUUAUGUGAGCCCCUGGAGAAGGUCUGGUAAGGGAUGCGGGUUCCUGUGCAGAUGAAUUCACGCAUACUCUGAUUAUCUUCGCAGAAACAGAAGCCAUGCGUAAUCCAAACAGUUAAAGUCUAAAGAUGGUGAUGGCUCUUUAAACAGGAAUAUUCCAAAAAAUAUUCAUUUGCAUUUGGGGUUUGGCUACAUUCUGUUUCUUCCCUUUUAUUAGUGCUGGGUCCAUUCUGUUGAAAUGAUGAAGAGGAGGGGCCCAGGGUCAGUGGCUAACUCAGUUGACACUACAGGGACCAUUAGCUUUCAGAAGCCUGUGGCCAGAGCUCCUUCUCUGCUCUCUGCUCUUUAACCCAGUAACCGGCCCCUCCUGGGUAUGGAGCGUGCACAGUGCAAGGCACAGAGAGACCCCGGCGCCCCAGGCCCUCUCUGCCCUCUAUUUGCACGCUGUUCAUCUGAUCACAAUCGGAACCGGGGCCUGCCUGUUGGGCCAAAUGGAAUUGCUUUUCUGGGGAGUGGAAGGCACCCUUGAACGUAGUGGAGCUUUGCUGUUGGAGGCUGGGGCCCUCCAGCAGGGUGCCGAGAGUACUUGAUGUGGCCACCUUGGUGAUCCUGAUCGCCUUUGAUAUUCUCAUCUUAGUGAGAAGAGCGAGGCACUAGGGGUCAGGAGAUCGGGGACGCCAUCCUGAAGCUGCCAUUGACUGAGUGACCUUGGCCUAACCUCUUUACAUUUACUGCCCCCGAUUUUCUGGCCUUAAAAAGAGGGGGAGGGUGGCACAACCCUAGAAUUAUUCGGCUCUUGCUGUAUUCAUUCGGUGAGGUGGGGGGCCCAGCCACCCCUGGUGAGGAGCUGGGAACAGGACGUGAGCAGGGAAGGGAUGGGGGUGGUAGAAGGUUCUACUCUCUUGAAAAAAGCUUUCACUGUGGGCCUCUUGCUGGAAGUGUUGCGAAUAAGUUUCCGCUAGGUUCCCCUGGAUGCCAAACGGCAACAAAGCAUACCCUGAGCCUGGGUGAGAUUGGCGUGCGCUUAUCCUCUGACCAUUGGGAAUGGUCGCUCACAUUGGGAGCCCGCUCGGAAUUCUGCCCGUGUGGCAAAGGCGUCUGUGGCCAGGGCGGGGCAGGGAGACUCCUCCACUGGUGCCCUGGUUUCGGGCAGCUUUGACCGAGGGGGAACUGGGAGUAGCCACCAUCCACGCUGUCCUCAGGAGCGCAGGGACGGCGCAGCCCUCUCACUGGGGAGGUGAACCUGCCGGCCAGGGUCUCCCGAGCCAGAUGGUGAGGCGUGAGCACGGCUGACCCCUCUGUGAAGCAGUAGAGGGAAGUUUUGACGUGAACUCGACCUCGAAGAGGCUCUGGUGAUUGUGGGUGAGCUGCAGUCUCUUCCCUCGUGGGGGUGCUCACACUGCAUCUCGAAUCCUGGAUCCCUCUAAGCCCAGCCCCAGCGUCCUCGUGAGGUCAGGAAGGGGAGCCAGCAGGGAUGGAGCGGUGCUCCCCCGAGCGCCGUGCCUGGGAUGGAAAAGGUUGGCUUGACCCCCCAUCUGCAGGCCCAUCACUUUGAGGGCAGCAUUCCAGGACUGAGCGCCCUGCCCCGGCCGUGGAAACCGAGGCUUCUCUACCACUCCAGUGUGUCCCCGGCGGGUCCCCGCCUUGCGCCUCUUGUCGGGGAAUCACCUGAAAGGUGUUCGUGACGGCCCUGCCUGGUGGGACCAGUGAGGAGAGUCACGGGGCACUCCAUAGACCGAGGGAUGUAAUUUGGAAAGGCAUCUAUUUUUGUGAAGAGGCUAUAAAACUAGCAUUUAAGUAUCCCCCUCCCUUGUCCUGCCUUCCCCUGCCCUUCAGAAUGGGGGGGUUGGGGGAGGUGCCCAUUUUCUUGCAUCACUGUGAGGGAGCUCCAGGCCCCGUCCCUGGAGAAGGCGUUGCUGUGCAGAAGUCACAGGCCAUAUGGGCGGCUCUGGUACAAGCCUGCCCUUAAAAAUAAUAACAGUAAUAAUAAUAAUAAUAGUAGCUCCAUUUGCAUAGAACUACCACAUUCCCGCCAGCCUCCUGCCCCUGCUCCUGGCUUUUCGUUUUGGCCACAACCACCAGCCUUUUCGAGGGUUGGUGGGCUGUGGGGCCUUCUACCUGUUUCUGGAGGUCAGACGCUGCCCCGGGAAGACCCCCCACUGGGGAGAGCACAGCCGAGCGCUGCCCGGAGGCUGGGCUGCACCAAGUCUGCCCGGAGGAGCCCUGGGGCCCCGGAAGUCACACUCUCCACCCCAGCCACCCUUGGGGUCACAGCCUCUACUUGGGGCUCCAGUUGAGUUUUCUCCUCCCAAACCCCAACAAUAAAUGGAUCCAGGAUGACAAGAGAAGAGAAAAAAAUAUAUUAUUUUUGUUAGGACAGACCAUCGUAGGUUUUUAGCAAUGUGUGUCUGUGUGUCCUCACGCCUUUUCCUAUUCUGCCUGUUUUCAUUUUCCUUUUUUUUAAAUAUUAUGUACUAUAUUUUUAGUCUCAAACACACUAUAUAUUAUAUAUAUUUAAUUUUUUUAUAUAUAUAAAUAUAAAUGUUUUAAAAAGCA
Zalophus californianus (California sea lion) is the source of this 7034-nucleotide messenger RNA. RefSeq names its product kirre like nephrin family adhesion molecule 1 (gene KIRREL1). The transcript is spliced from 15 exons. Lineage: Eukaryota; Metazoa; Chordata; Mammalia; Carnivora; Otariidae. Gene Ontology annotation, biological process: cell-cell adhesion. Gene Ontology annotation, molecular function: cell adhesion molecule binding. Bases 225 to 2594 code for a protein of 789 amino acids. The record is from RefSeq and is a predicted model, not a curated record. Gene Ontology annotation, cellular component: cell-cell junction.